GGCUUUUCACCUACUCUGACAACAGUUAGGCUUGCUAGGAGGAUACAUACCUAUAUAUUCGCAUAUAUACACGGGUGUAAGGUCGCCGGGCCUUAGAAGGGGGAAGGAGACAAGGACAUUAUUUCGGAAGCCUUGCUAUUUCUGAGCUGCGUGUCUCACAUCGUGUCCAUCCCACUGUCCGCGGAUCGCCGCACGUCUAAGUCCCACUCCGGAAAGGGCAAGCAUUGUCGAGAAAUAAAUAAACAAGAAGGGAAGGGAAGCGAGAAUGAGAAUCCUGGAAUAAGAAUAAUUAUCUUCAGAGACGAGACGUGUUCUCAAUUUUUAUUUCGAUUUUUGCCAUCGAACAAUCGCAGACGACGGACCGACCAGCUACUGAUCCGCUCAUCCAAUACCUAAUGGGUUCGGCCUCCCAGUCAGUUGACGGCGCCGCGCCAUCCGGGCUCCUCAACGCCGCGGCGCCUCACCUCGCCCUCGCGCAUCCAACCGCGGCUGAGAAGCAGCGGACCUGGACCCUGAACCAUGCCGAAUGGGGCGGCACGCUGAGCCUCGAUGAAUACCUGCGGCGCGAGCGGUAUCUAAUGACGGUGCCACUGGCGCGCGACGGCGGCAUGACGCACUGGAUCCUGACAAACCCGUCGUUACCCCCACUUGGAAGCAACGCUGGCCAGGAGAAGAGAAAGCAAGAAAGCAAAGGUACAACAACGACCGGGCCGCGCCCCGUCCUCGCGUCCUGCGAGACUAUCCGCAAACGCGUCCUAGUCACUGUCCCCGGCAGCAGCGCCGUCCGCGAUGGCCUGGUGCACGGCGUUGGGUCGGUAUUCACGUACCCGGAGCACCGCGGAAAGCGGUACGCGGGGCGGAUGCUGGCGGAGCUCGGGGAGGCUUUACGGGCGUGGCAGCAGCCGGAAUCGCUGCAGAAGCCGCAGGUCGUGUGCUCGGCGCUCUGGUCUGACAUCGGCAAGGUCUUCUACGCCGAGAAGGGUUGGGCCGCAUACCCGAGCCUACACGUCGAGUUCCCAGUCCCGGCGUCGGCGGCGGUGGGGGAGGAUGAGAAUGGCCUGAGGGAUGGGAAGGGAGCGAGAAAGGUGGAAGAGGGAGGGAUAGAAGUAACUGUGACGCCAAUCACAUCCGCUAACCUAUCCGAUCUCUGCGCGCGCGAUGAGGCCUUGCUGCGCGCACGGCUCCCGCGCGUAGCGCAGACCACAGGCCGGACCGCUGUUGCCUUCGUGCCCGACGUCGAUACGAUGCAGUGGCACCUGCAUCGAGAGGACUUCAUCACGGGAGUGCUAUUUGGCGACUCCCCGCCGUCGCCUAGCUUGCCCUCGGACGCGACAGCAACAACGGCAGCGGGACCAGCAGCAGCUGGAUUCAGGCAAGUGGCGAGAGAGGUGCCACCAGUAAUCAAGGGCGCGCUAGCAGAAGUGUGCAGCGGAGGUCGCCGGCGCCGUGUCUGGGCCGUCUGGGCGCGGAACUACCACGGCGACGCGGCGGUCCGGGCACGGGCGGAUCGUAGCAACGGCGAUAGUCAGGGGGUAGGCAAAGGGAGACGUGAGGCGAUUGAGGAGAACGUAGACAAAAACACGCUAUAUGUGCUACGGCUAGCGAUCGACGCCGACGCAGACGCCGACGCCGCUGCGGCGGCGGACCGGGAGCAAGAAGAAGAAGAAGUGGAGCCGGCCCGACACCUCGUAGCAGCAUUCGCGGCAGUGCUGCGUGCGGCGCGGCGCGAGGCUGCCGCAUGGAACCUCGGUCGCGUCGACCUGUGGAACCCGUCAGCGACGGUACGGGGCCUUAUCGAGAGGGCAGGUCUGCGGUACCGCUGGGUCGAGCGCGACGCCGACAGCAUACCCAGCCUGAUGUGGUACGGGAGCGGCGACGAGGAGAAUCAAGCCGAGGAAGGAAAGGACGCGGUCGUGUGGGUUGAUAACGAGAAGUACUGCUGGUGCUGAACCCGGGCUGAAGCUACGCAAACUCAGGCCUGGAAGUUUACGGGGAUUUCGUAUCUAUUAGAGGCGGGGGAUCGGACGAGAGGCUAUGGGUUAGUGAGAUAGAGCCAGGGCGGAUACGAGAUGCGCGAGAUUGCUGGUCUUCGGGGUUAGUUACGGGCAACGAGGACUCUUGCCGUUACCGCUGCGGCUG
Messenger RNA from Durotheca rogersii, 2139 nucleotides. RefSeq lists its product as uncharacterized. The transcript has a single exon. The coding region runs from base 396 to 1949 and encodes 517 amino acids. The record is from RefSeq and is a predicted model, not a curated record. Lineage: Eukaryota; Fungi; Ascomycota; Sordariomycetes; Xylariales; Xylariaceae.